Messenger RNA from Amyelois transitella, 955 nucleotides. Its product is annotated as translocator protein-like. Gene Ontology annotation, cellular component: mitochondrial outer membrane. Bases 270 to 776 code for a protein of 168 amino acids. The transcript is spliced from 5 exons. The record is from RefSeq and is a predicted model, not a curated record. NCBI's taxonomy places the organism in Eukaryota, Metazoa, Arthropoda, Insecta, Lepidoptera, Pyralidae.
AUAACUUAAAACUGUUUUGUAUGUACAGAAAAUCAUCAUUUCUUUAUUGCUGGGGAGGCUUUUAGAUUCAUUUCAAUAAUGUUUCCUGUUUCAAAGUAAAUAAAACUAGGUAUUUUCCCUGUUUUAAAACACCAAGAUUUUCAAUAAUCAUUCUUCAAACAAGUGGAAAUUUGAGGUGGGCAGACAAAUCGCUAUCAAACAGGAGAUCUAAGAAAGAAAGAAAAAUCUUUAUUUGGCGCAAAUGGUGAUCUAGAAGCAGAAACAGAAAAAUGAACUGGGGCGCAAUAGGAUCUAUGUUAUUGCCUAAUGUUGGAGGCUGGGCCGGAGCCGCCACCAUGGCAGGUCAGGUCAGGAGGCCUGAUGGGAAGGCCUGGUACCAGAUAAUAAAGAAGCCAAGUUGGAACCCACCAAAUUGGGUGUUUGGGCCUACUUGGACGGCGUUAUAUACGUCAAUGGGAUAUGCGUCUUAUAUGGUGUAUAAAGAAUGUGGCGGCAUUACUGACGAAGCAGUGCUACCUCUAGCCUUAUAUGGAGGUCAACUGGUGUUCAACUGGACGUGGACUCCUAUAUUCUUCAGGUUCCAUAAGUUGGGAUUGGCCUUCAUCCACAUAGUCGCCCUGGACGUAGCCGCGGCAGCAUGUACAGUCAGCUUCUUCUUCGUCAACAAGAGAACUAUUUACUUCAUGGCACCGUAUUUAGCUUGGUUAUCGUUCGCGUCGUAUCUGAACUAUGUAAUUUGGAAACUAAAUCCGGAGUAUAAUUCUAAAGAUAAUUAAAAACUAUGCUUAAAUUGUAAAAGAAAUGGUCGUUCUGCAGAAAUAUGUACGCGGACACGGAAUUAUCGGGAUCACUGUUAGCUCUGUCUACCCGGCAAGUGGUAAUAAACGUGACUAUAUGUAUAUAUUUGCAGAACGAAACUACAUAAUAUGUUGAUAGAUAAGCCUUUUCUAUAAAU